Rhododendron vialii is the source of this 2513-nucleotide messenger RNA. Its product is annotated as oligopeptide transporter 6-like. NCBI's taxonomy places the organism in Eukaryota, Viridiplantae, Streptophyta, Magnoliopsida, Ericales, Ericaceae. Bases 606 to 2417 code for a protein of 603 amino acids. Gene Ontology annotation, biological process: transmembrane transport. The transcript has 7 exons. Gene Ontology annotation, molecular function: oligopeptide transmembrane transporter activity. The record is from RefSeq and is a predicted model, not a curated record.
CUACUGAAAAAGAAAGAUCUCUACUUCCUUGAGGACCCCGACCUCGUGCUGCUAAUGCGCUGAUAAACCUUCAGCUGGGAAGCCAGAAUUGGUAGCAAUCGCCAGUUAGCCAUACGGAGACUUUAAACUACAUGCGAAAUAAUAGGUCCUGCCUUUGAUAUAUGGUUGGACGAUUAUGAAAUGUUUAACAUUCUCCAAGGCCUUGCAAAAUUCUUUUGAGUAGCAAACAGAUCGAUGAAGGUUAGUAUCACUUAUAUUUUCGGAGUUCGUAAGGCUAAAAAAAAAUUAAAAAAAAGAGAGUAGAGGGAGCCGGAGAGAGGGUAUACAAACAGGUGCCAAUAUGGUGGUUUCACAUCUUUCUAUUGUUGAACCUCGCUCUCAUCUUCUUUGCUUGCUUCUAUUACCAUGAGACUAUUCAAUUGCCUUGGUGGGGUGUUUUGCUCGCUUGCACCAUCGCGUUUGUUUUCACCCUUCCGAUUGGUGUCAUCGCUGCCACCACAAACCAGGCACCGGGAUUGAACAUUAUCACGGAGUAUAUUUUCGGGUCUGUGUACCCAGGACGUCCUGUUGCCAAUAUAGCCUUUAAGACGUUUGGAUACAUUAGCAUGAUCCAAGCUUUAACAUUUCUAGCAGACUUGAAGCUUGGUCACUACAUGAAGAUUCCUCCUAGAACAAUGUUCAUGGCUCAGGUCUUGGGGUAUGGCUGGGCUGGGCUUUUCCGUGAAUAUCUAGUUGAGCCAGGAGAAAUGUGGUGGCCUGGUAAUCUAAUUCAAGUCUCAUUAUUCAGGGCUCUACACGAGAAAGAGAAGAGGCCUGGAGGCGGCACAACGAGGACCCAAUUCUUCCUCAUAGUCCUCAUUUGCAGCUUCGCUUAUUACAUUGUUUCGGGCUAUUUCUUCCCACUGUUGACUUCGUUCUCUUGGGUCUGUUGGCUCGCUCCUUACUCCGUUUUAGUCCAGCAAAUCGGCUCGGGCUUACAAGGCCUCGGCAUAGGCAGCUUUGGAUUGGAUUGGCCCACCAUUUCGUCAUAUCUCGGGAGCCCACUGGCCAGCCCGUGGUUUGCCACAGCCAAUGUAGCCGUUGGGUUCGUCCUUGUCAUGUACGUAAUGACACCCAUCACUUACUGGCUCAAUAUCUACAACGCCAAGAACUUUACCCUGUUCUCCAGUGAGCUUUUCAUGUCGAACGGUACUGUAUACGAUAUCUCGCAAAUCGUGGAUUCCAAUUUCCAGUUUGAUGAGAACGCUUACCAGAAGUAUGGACCGAUACACCUAAGCACGUUCUUUGCCAUGGCAUACGGCCUGGGAUUUGCAACUCUUUCUGCGACGGUUGUGCAUAUCCUACUCUUUAACGGAAGGGAUAUAUUGGAGCAAAGCAAAAGAUCGUUCGGAAAAAGUAAGAAGAUGGAUAUACAUAGCAGGCUAAUGAAGGUAUACAAACAGGUGCCAAUGUGGUGGUUUCACAUCAUUCUACUGUUGAACCUCGCUCUCAUCUUCUUUGCUUGCUUCUAUUACCAUGAGACUCUUCAAUUGCCUUGGUGGGGUGUUUUGCUCGCUUGCACCAUUGCAUUUGUUUUCACCCUUCCGAUUGGUGUCAUCGCUGCCACCACAAACCAGGCACCAGGAUUGAACAUUAUCACGGAGUAUAUUUUCGGGUAUGUGUACCCAGGACGUCCUGUUGCGAAUAUGGCCUUUAAGACGUUUGGAUACAUUAGCAUGAUCCAAGCUUUAACAUUUCUAGCAGACUUGAAGCUUGGUCACUACAUGAAGAUUCCUCCUAGAACAAUGUUCAUGGCUCAGGUAGUAGGGACACUUGUAUCGGUCAUUGUAUAUCAGGCAACUGCUUGGUGGCUGAUGGGAAGCAUUCCCAACCUCUGCGACACCUCAUUGCUGCCACCUAACAGCCAAUGGACGUGCCCAACUGACCACGUUUUCUACGACGCCUCGGUCAUUUGGGGCCUAGUUGGGCCCCGGAGGAUCUUUGGCCAACUCGGCCAAUACUCAAUGUUAAACUGGUUCUUCCUCGGUGGUGCCAUCGCUCCUCUACUAGUUUGGCUUGCCCACAAAGCGUUUCCCAAGCAGAAGUGGGUUGGGCUAAUCCACAUGCCAGUGUUGAUCGGUGCAACAGCGGGAAUGCCCCCGGCUACUGCGGUCAACUACACCAGUUGGUUUGUCGUUGCCUUUGUUUUUGGGUUUGUUAUUUUCAGGUACCGGACCAAGUGGUGGGAGCGGCACAACUAUAUUCUUUCCGGCGGGCUUGAUGCUGGAACAGCUUUCUUGUCGGUCUUGGUAUUCAUCGGGCUGCAAAUGCAGAAUAUUGAGGUCAAUUGGUGGGGUGCGACUCCGGAUAGGUGCCCACUGGCAGCUUGUCCAACUGCCAAGGGAAUUUCAAUUGAGGGCUGCCCUGUAUUCUCUUGAUAAAACUUUUUUUUUUUUUUUAAACUCAGAUGUCCGGACCAGCUUAGUCUUCUCUUAAUAUCCGUCUCCAUAGAUAAUGUAAUUAUUUUCACGGAC